This is a messenger RNA of Meriones unguiculatus (Mongolian gerbil), 3760 nucleotides long. It is a transcript of the gene Swap70, whose product is annotated as switching B cell complex subunit SWAP70. The record is from RefSeq and is a predicted model, not a curated record. Gene Ontology annotation, cellular component: nucleus; cytoplasm. The transcript has 12 exons. The coding region runs from base 68 to 1825 and encodes 585 amino acids. Lineage: Eukaryota; Metazoa; Chordata; Mammalia; Rodentia; Muridae.
UGGAGGCAGAGGCGGACGGGGCGGACGGGGCGGACGGGGCGGGCCGGCUGGGUUCGGCAGAGCGGCCAUGGGGGGCUUGAAAGACGAACUGCUGAAAGCCAUCUGGCACGCCUUCACCGCGCUCGACCUGGACCGCAGCGGCAAGGUCUCCAAGUCGCAACUCAAGGUCCUUUCCCAUAACCUGUGCACGGUGCUGAAGGUUCCUCAUGACCCCGUUGCCCUGGAAGAACACUUCAGAGAUGACGAUGAGGGGCCCGUCUCCAAUCAGGGCUACAUGCCAUAUUUAAACAAAUUCAUUCUGGAGAAGGUCCAAGACAACUUUGACAAGAUUGAAUUCAAUAGAAUGUGCUGGACCCUCUGUGUCAAGAAGAACCUCACGAAGAGUCCACUGCUCGUUACAGAAGAUGAUGCAUUUAAAGUGUGGGUCAUUUUCAACUUUUUGUCCGAGGACAAGUAUCCAUUAAUUAUUGUGCCAGAAGAGAUUGAAUACCUGCUUAAGAAACUUACAGAAGCUAUGGGAGGAGGUUGGCAACAAGAACAAUUUGAACAUUACAAAAUAAACUUUGAUGACAAUAAAGAUGGCCUUUCUGCGUGGGAACUUAUUGAGCUGAUUGGAAAUGGACAGUUUAGCAAGGGCAUGGAUCGCCAGACGGUGUCUAUGGCCAUUAAUGAAGUCUUCAAUGAGCUUAUUCUAGAUGUAUUGAAACAGGGUUACAUGAUGAAGAAAGGCCACAAACGGAAAAACUGGACUGAGCGCUGGUUUGUAUUAAAACCCAACAUAAUUUCCUACUAUGUGAGCGAGGAUCUGAAAGAUAAGAAAGGAGACAUCCUCCUGGAUGAGAACUGCUGUGUGGAGUCACUGCCUGACAAAGACGGAAAGAAAUGUCUUUUUCUAAUAAAAUGCUUUGAUAAGACCUUUGAAAUCAGUGCCUCCGAUAAGAAGAAGAAGCAAGAAUGGAUUCAGGCCAUCCAUUCUACCAUCCAUCUUUUGAAGCUGGGCAGCCCCCCACCACACAAGGAAGCCCGUCAGCGUCGGAAAGAGCUCCGAAGGAAGCUGCUAGCAGAGCAGGAGGAGCUGGAGCGGCAGAUGAAGGAGCUCCAAGCUGCCAAUGAGAACAAGCAGCAGGAGCUGGAGAGUGUGAGGAAGAAACUGGAGGAAGCAGCAUCUCGUGCCGCAGACGAGGAAAAGAAGCGCCUGCAGACCCAGGUAGAACUCCAGACCAGGUUCAGCACGGAGCUGGAGCGGGAGAAGCUGAUCAGACAGCAGAUGGAGGAGCAGGUUGCCCAGAAGUCAUCCGAACUGGAGCAGUAUCUGCAGCGGGUCCGGGAGCUGGAAGACAUGUACCUGAGGCUGCAGGAGGCCCUGGAGGACGAGCGGCAGGCCCGGCAGGACGAAGAGACAGUGCGCAAGCUUCAGGCCAGGUUGUUGGAGGAAGAGUCGUCUAAGAGGGCGGAGCUGGAAAGGUGGCACCUGGAGCAACAGCAGGCCAUUCAGAUGACAGAGGCGGAGAAGCAGGAGCUGGAGCAGCAGCGCGUCCUGAAGGAGCAGGCGCUGCAGGAGGCCAUGGCACAGCUGGAACAGCUGGAGCUGGAGCGGAAGCAGGCGCUGGAGCAGUAUGAGGGAGUUAAAAAGAAGCUAGAGAUGGCAACAAAUAUGACCAAGAGCUGGAAGGACAAAGUGGCCCAUCAUGAGGGAUUAAUACGCUUGAUAGAACCAGGUUCCAAGAACCCUCACCUCAUCACCAACUGGGGACCCGCAGCAUUCACCCAGGCAGAGCUCCAGGAGAGAGAGAAGAGCUGGAAAGAGAAGAAGACCACGGAGUGACAGCUCUCCCAGCAGCCACCCCAGUCAGUCACACCAGUGAGGAGUCCAGAGCUUCAGGACAAGGACGCUGGCUUUGCUGCUUCUAGUCUUCCCUUGGCGCUCUGGCGGGGCCCACAUGCUAAGGAGGCUGUAUUCACCUCCUAGUGCUGUGUCAGCUUUCUUGGGCGGGAAUGUGGCCCAGGCACAGGUGUGGCUGGGGCCACCGUCACCGUCACCGCAGCCUUUGCAGCCCUGUCUCAGCUCCUCUUUGGAUGGGAGGUCAGCUGCCUCCUUAGGCAGCACAUUCCCUCUGCUGAUUGGCUGGUCUGCUUGCCUUUCCUGUCAGGGGACAGGGCAAGCCUCAUUGUUGGUGCUGUGAUGGACAAGCCACCAGUCACUGGCCUUGUAGAUGGGAUCUGGUUGGUGUUGGAUUUUUUGUUUGUUUGUUUGUUGUUUUUUCAGCUUUAGCUAAGAUACUUCUUUCCCUGACCAUCAUGCACUUGGCAUGCUUCAUUUGCAUUUCCUUUCCCCUUCCCUCAAAGGGAAGCAUACCCGGGCCCAGUGUCUCAACUGAGUUCUUUGGAUGUUUUGUCCUUAGGCCCCCAGUCCGUGUGUGUGGAAGUAUUGUAGAGGGUCUAACUUGAAAUCAGCGGUGACUGGUGGGAAGCUGGCAGGCCAGAGGCUGGUUGGAUGUAAAGUGUCACAGGGUGAUGGCAAACGUUUCACUAGGACUGCACCCCCCCCUCCCGCCCGUGAUCCAGGUUGUGGUUUCUACACUUUUUGUUUGACUGUAUCGAGGAAAGUUUUCAGCUGCAAUCUGGCAGGUGAUGGAGAAAAGGUGGAAUUUGGUAGCGGAGCAGAGAACCCCAGUGUUCUGCCCCAGCCUCAGAGCAGAGGGCAGGCCAUUCCAGGCAUGUGUGAAUCUAGAGAUAGAGUUCAGUGUUCCUGGCGUCUUCAGAAGGACUGGACAGAAUUUUGUAAAUCUCUACUUUUUAUGACUGGAAAACAUUUGCCAAUGGAAGUCUUAAAAAUUUUUUUCUAAUAUUUUGGGCUGCUUAAUAAAAGUGUAAUUUUAUUUAAUGUUUAUAGUUGCCUUCCUAAAGUUUAUAUUUGUAUGCAAAAUAUCACUAUCACAAAUCUUCUUAGCUUAGUAGCUUACUUGGGUGUAGGUUUGUGCCUGGCUGUUCCCCUGUCGAAGCUGCUGGACUAUGAGACCAAGGGGACCAGGGCCCCUGUGGCUUGGUGAUGUCUCCUCGGGGACUUCAGUGUCCCUGGAGAGAAUUAGGAAAGGAAACUGCAAGAAGGUACUGACUGGUGUGAAAUCUGGAUGGAAGCAAAGGGCCUGGGAGUCCAGGGGAGACCGGGGUAAAGGGACUGCAUGCCCUGGCUGGCCGGCCAUUUCCUUACCCUGGACUUGGUUACAGUCAGAAGCAUGGCCUGCAGCUGCCAUGGCCCUCUUUGUCUGCUCUGCAGGCCUGGGUGCUGCCUGCUUCCUCCUAGUGCAGAACCAUCGCGCUUUGUGGAAGGUGUCUGCAGUCUAGCGUUUGUUGCUGGUUGCCGGCUUCAGCAGCACUGUGCCUGGAAAGUGAAAGUCCUCCUAAGCAGUGGAUAAAGAAGACAGCACAGAUGAUAGUUGUGAGGCUCUUCGGAUAGCUACAUAGCUUCAGCUACAUGCCUGUAGACGCCUCUCCUCGUCUGUAACUACAGGAAACUUCAGGAGUGCAUGUCUGUGUGCUCAUUGUAAUCUGCCCGGUCCUCCAAUGAGAGAUGAGAUUAUCUGUGGGAAUUAUGAAUGAAAAACAUUUGAAAAUCUGUCUUGGGAUCUGCUAUAUUGAGAACGAACAAAAUAUUUAUAAUUUUCAAGCAUUCUUACCUAAACGUUGUACAAUGUAAUAUGCUCAACUUUCUUAACUUUUUUGCUAAUUUUUCUAAGAUAUUAAAAUGUUUUCUAUGGGA